GGCAUUAAUGCUACACUAGCUGAAAAAUUGAUUGCCGAGCGAAACAAAGAUUAUCAAGUAGCAAAGCGUAUUUCGAAGUCAAUGGAACAAGUUACAAGAGGACUAAAUCGACAGGCAUGGGAGAAAAGUAACCCAUUAGGAACUGAAGAAUACUCACAUUUCGCCAAACGAGUAAUAUUUGCGUACGAGCAGGCUCUUUUAUGCCUUGGCUAUUAUCCGGAUAUGUGGUACGAAGCUGCGCUCUUCCGACAGCAAGCUGCCUCUGUAUUAGCUGAAAAAGGAGAUGUGAAAUUAUCAGCUUCGAUGAACACCGAUAUCACUCAACUAUUUGAACGUGCUGUGGGUGGACUUCUGAAAGAGAGUCAGCUUCUAUUUUUUGCGUAUGCUGAUUACGAGGAGGAGCGUAUGAAAUAUGAUAACGUAAAGAAAAUCUAUGAUCGACUUCUUGCGAUUGAAACUGCCGAUCCUACUCUGGCCUACAUACAGCUGAUGAAAUUCGUAAGACGAACAGAAGGCGUGCAGUAUGCACGUGCGGUUUUCAAACGAGCUCGUCAGGAUCCGCGCUGCAAGUUCCACAUAUACGAUACUGAUAUUGCGAUCCGUGUAUUUGAUAUGGGCCUAAAAAAGUAUGGCGAUGAGCCAGAAUACGCUCUUGCUUACGUUGAUUUCUUGUCCCAUUUGAACGAAGAUAACAAUACACGUGUCGUCCUGGAACGCAUAUUAACAUCGGAAUUGAUGAAGCCUGAGAAAUCAGUGGAGAUUUGGGAUCGAUAUUUGGAGUUUGAGUCACAUGUUGGUGAUCUGGCGAGUAUACUGAAAGUUGAUCAGAGGCGACGUGAGGCACUCAAAGAGCAGUACGGUGAGAUGCAGACGCUGUUGCUCAUUGAUCGAUAUAAGUUCCUGAAUCUCAAAAAAUUGGGACAAGGAUCAUCAUUGAUCGGACGUGCUUCAGCUGGUACUGUAUCCCUCUCAGCGAACGGUGUCCAAGCAACAGGUCAUACAAUUGUACGGCCGGCCGCAGCUGCAGGAGGGCCAUCUGUUGUGAUGGGCGGUGGUGUGAGUCUUGAAAUUUCUGGCUAUCCGCGACCCGACACUGAUCAAAUGAUUCCAUUCAAGCCAAAGCUGAAUACAGCAGCAAGUUAUCAUCCGGUGCCUGGAGGUGUUUUUCCGCCACCAGCUGCGGUUGCUCAGCUUAUGCAAAUGCUGCCGCCUCCUUGGUGCUUCAACGGCCCGUUUGUUUCUGUGGAUCUGCUUAUGGAAAGCUUAACAAAAUUCAGUCAGUCUGGACCACCAACAGUCGAUCCAAAAGUGAAACUGGAAAAUGGCACGAUGUUUGGGAUGCAGCGAAUUGAAGAUGUCAAAAAAGAAUUUUAUCAGUUAUUAAAUACAACAACGGACCCAAAUAUCGUCCUAGCAUCAAACGAAUUUCAACAGCACUCUGCACAGAGGAAAAGGAGGGCAGCUGGUGGAGAUUCGGACAGUGAUGAAGAAACCCCUCGUUCAACUGGUAUUGUCAAAGAUAUCUAUCGGAGGCGAAUGAAUCAGAAAGUGCAUGAGUGA
Gongylonema pulchrum is the source of this 1560-nucleotide messenger RNA. NCBI's taxonomy places the organism in Eukaryota, Metazoa, Nematoda, Chromadorea, Rhabditida, Gongylonematidae. The record is from the annotation of a GenBank genome assembly.